Zingiber officinale is the source of this 933-nucleotide messenger RNA. RefSeq lists its product as uncharacterized. The transcript has 4 exons. NCBI's taxonomy places the organism in Eukaryota, Viridiplantae, Streptophyta, Magnoliopsida, Zingiberales, Zingiberaceae. The record is from RefSeq and is a predicted model, not a curated record. Bases 1 to 933 code for a protein of 310 amino acids.
AUGAUAUACGACUUCAUGCAGCUUACAGAUGCGGACAAGGUCAUGUGCACGAUAUUCAUGUUGCGAGAUGAUGCACGAGCAUGGUGGGAAGGUGCACGGUUGAUAGUGGAUUUGACUACAUUGACUUGGGCUGAUUACAAGGAGAUAUUCUACGGGAAAUACUUCACCGCUGACAAUAGAACCCGACUGGCAAGGGAGUUCUUGGAGCUUCGCCAGGGAGAUUUGAUAGUGGCUGAGUACGUCAGGAGGUUCGAGAGGGGAUGCUACUUUGUACCCAUGAUUGCCAGCCAACUAGUCGAGGAGCUGAAGCACUUUAUAGAGGGAUUGAGAGCUACCAUUCACCAUGACGUUAGACUAAGUCGGGCCACUACCUUCAGGGAGGUAGUUGAUCAAGCACUGAUGCCUGAAAGGGACAGGAAUGACAUGAUCAAGGAAGCCCAGAACAAUAGAUGGAGUUAUCAAGGAAGGGAUCAACAGGAGUCUGUUGAGGGUACUGCUACCAAGGUCGAGAACAAAGUUCGGUGCCUCAAGUGCGAGAAGAUUCAUGCUAGACAGUGUCUAACGGGUUUCGAUGGUUGCUAUAUGUGCAAGAAGACAGGGCAUUUUGGUAGGGACCGCCCUCAGCUCAAGGAGCCAACCAAAGGAAGGGUAUUUGCCAUGACUCAAGAGCAGGUGGAUCUAGAUGCGACCUUCAUCAUGGCUUACAUUACAAAAUUGGGCAUUACGCCUGAACGAAUGAUUAAGGGAUAUAGUGUUUCUUUGUCGUCUGGGGAGGAACUACACAGUAACAGGGUGGUAAGGAAUUGUCAGAUGAUGAUGCAAAACCGUAUCGUGGGUACAAAACUUAUCGUGCUGGAUAUGGUGGAAUUUGAUGUAAUCCUCGGAAUGGAUUGUCCCAAGAUCGACCUUCCCUCACAUGAUUUCGAUGUGUAA